Messenger RNA from Suillus subaureus, 550 nucleotides. RefSeq lists its product as uncharacterized. The transcript has a single exon. NCBI's taxonomy places the organism in Eukaryota, Fungi, Basidiomycota, Agaricomycetes, Boletales, Suillaceae. The coding region runs from base 319 to 480 and encodes 53 amino acids. The record is from RefSeq and is a predicted model, not a curated record.
CGUUGGGUUAAUGUCGAUCGAAUUUAUGUGGAAGCUUGCCAAGUGUCUCAAGUCACCCUGAUUUAGACACCGCUACUGAUCUACUAGCUCUCACUUACACCGAUCUGAACAUUGAAUAAGAUCAACAGCGUGACUCGAGCUCGAUAUGUCAUAAUUAUUUUUGGAACUAAUGUGUCAGUUUCUGCCUCCUGGUGUUCUGGAAGCCAGGCAGCACACUUCGAACGCAGUGUACCGCUCUACAAUGAGUUGAUUUCUCCCCAUCAAGGUGUUUCUGGAAUCCAGUCAUCAGGCGCGCGGUUGUGUUAUCUUGAAAGUGAGAUGGGUAGAUGUUGCCAAGUACUGGCACCGUUGACUUUCGAAGCGUGUUUGAUUGAUCCGCAGUCACCUCUGCUCACUUCGUCACAACAUCUGCACCGCCCGGUCCGCCCCGCACAAGCCCAUGCACAAGCAGAGUUAACGACUUACUGUAAAAGUAGCUAGCAUGAGCGCCUCUGCUUGGCGUCGCUCCAACAAUAAACAAAAGCGACUAAAUGAAUUUUCGAUAUUCUGG